GUAUUCCUGGUUGUGUGUGUGUGUGUGUGUGUGCUUGUAUCCCUGUGUUUGUGUGUGUGUGUGUGUGUGUGUUUUUGUGUGCACUUGUAUCCAUUUGUGUGUGUUUGUGUGUUAUUUUUAAUUGUCCAUUACAGAUUGUCGUCAUGGGAAUGGUGGGUCUCGCCGAGCAGGAAAUAUGUCUGUGAACCUUAAUAACUUGUGAAAAGACAAGGGGGCAAUAGAAAACGGAUGAAUGGGGAUUGGUCGAUUCAGCGAGAAGCAUAUUGCACUUGGCCUACCGUGUGACACUCAACAAUAACAUCACUCACUGGGAUCUAGGCCUAGCCCUACACACAGACAGCUUAUAUUACAUUGCUGGUCAUGAACUCUAGACCAUGUUUUCACUUCAACAAGACAAAAUAUCUUGAUGUGUUACUAUAUAAUAAUAAUAAUACAUAACAUAAUAAUAUAGUAUAAUUAUUACAUAAUAAUACAAUUUACAUCACGACCUAGGGCCUAUUUCAAUAAAUGAACACAUUGAGGCACGUUCAAACCUUCGGUUAAAAGGGAUAUGAUCAUCAUAAUGUCCCCUUAAACACGGCCGUUUGGUGCGCUAUGACAUGCCUACUACCUCACUCCCCAACCCGAUACAAACACAGCAUCAUCUCUCUCUCUCUCUCCCUCUCUCCUCCUACCGCUCUCCCUUCCCCGUUUCGCUCGCUCUCUCUCUCCAUCACUCUCUCUCUUCCUCUCCGAUGUUUUCGGACGUCUGGAUAGGCUGCGAUGGUUCUCCUUUAACGCGGCGCUGAUUGGAUAGCUACGCUGUCAUCUGCGGCGCACAUACACACACACGGUCUCCUCCACGCUCCACACUUGAGACGAGAAAAGCGAGCGCAGAGCGGGAGCCUGCCUGCACAGUGCACACAGUCAGUCAGUCAUUCAGUCAGUGAGUGAGUGUCGGACACACCGGAAGCGGGACGCAAGUUGGGAUCCAGACGUGCGUUGGUUUCCGACUACGGGUAAACUCUUUCGGGACCAGUGGUGCAAGGAUAGCCCCUCCUGAAAAAAAAGCGGAUUCCAGAUGCAUUCUGAGAUCGCCAUGGGCCCUCCCCUCCACGGAACGAAUCGCACCACGGCGCCAUGGGUUCGAUAGGAAGUCCCGGUGCCACCGCCGCUGCUAACGCCGCUCUCCAGUCGGACCCCGAGGCCCCCUGCGCGCGCCCCGUCCGCCAUUGAUGUGAGACUCCCUCGCGGAGGCAGCCUCCAGCUGCGCCACGUAGGACGACCCCAUGGCGGCCUGGCACCUGCAUUCCCUGCGCUGUCGCCCGUGGUAACGCCUCCGCCAAGUGACCCCGCCCCCCCCCCACCACCGCGUGUGCAAUGCCGUCGAAGGUGUCCUGCCUCUACCUGCUCACAGUGGUGUGCUGGGCCAGCGCCCUGUGGUACCUGAGCAUCACGCGGCCCUCCUCGUCCUACAUGGGAGGGCUCAGCCUCCCCCUGCGGCAGUCGGGAAAGCAGGGGAAGAACGGCACGCUGGGCAACAUGCGCACGCGCUCCCUCAACCCGCACGACUUUGACUAUCUCAUCAACGAGGACCGCAAGUGCGAGGCCGAGGUUCCCUUCCUGGUCAUCCUGAUCAGCACCACGCACAAGGAGUUUGACGCGCGCCAGGCCAUCCGUGAGACGUGGGGCGACGAGAGCGCCUUCGCCGACAUGCGCAUCGUGACGCUCUUCCUGCUGGGCCGCAACGCCGACGCCGUGCUCAACCAGAUGGUGGAGCAGGAGAGCCAGAUCUUCCACGACAUCGUGGUGGAGGACUUUGUGGACUCGUACCACAACCUGACGCUCAAGACCAUGAUGGGCAUGCGCUGGGUGGCCACCUUCUGCGCCAAGGCCCAGUACGUGCUGAAGACGGACAGCGACAUCUUCGUCAACAUGGAGAACCUCAUCUUCAACCUGCUGAAGCCCGCCACUAAGCCCAGGCGGAGGUACUUCACGGGCUACGUUAUCAACGGCGGGCCCAUCCGGGACAUGCGCAGCAAGUGGUACAUGCCCCGGGACCUGUACCCGGACAGCAAGUACCCGCCGUUCUGCUCGGGCACGGGCUACGUGUUCUCGGCCGACGUGGCGGAGCUGGUGUACAACACCUCGCAGCACACGCGGCUGUUGCACCUGGAGGACGUGUACGUAGGCGUGUGCCUGCGCAAGCUGGGCAUCCACCCCUUCCAGAACAGCGGUUUCAACCACUGGAAGAUGGCGUACAGCUUGUGCCGCUACCGCCGCAUCGUCACCGUCCACCAGAUCUCCCCUGAGGAGAUGCACCGCAUCUGGAACGACAUGACCAGCAAGAAGCACCUGAAGUGUUAACAGAGCCUGCUGAACCACCAGCUGCUGGUGGGAGGCCGGAAACAUUUCAGGAGCUGCUUUUGUGUUUUUCUAUGGUGGGCGACUGCGUAUACUUUGUGAAAGACUGGACGAAGCAGAGUAAUUCGUAUUGGCAAGCUAUCCAGGGCCAUUGUCCACGCACUGAUUGCCUUCCCCGCUUCUGAACAGCGGCCAAAGCAAUUCUCCUCUGUAUAAUUCUUUAUGUUGGGUCACUGGGGUGUUGACAGAUUCCUCUAGGCUUACAGACUGGUGUAUUAGGCAGAAUGAGGGGGGGGGAAAUGCCCUAUCGCAUUAAGUGAACAACUUAAAGGGAAAUUACUUCAAUCAAGUCAGGUGAAGGACUGUCAUACUUUAAAUUAAAUUUCCCCACUAGCCGUUUCGCACCAUGCGAUAUUAGAUUGGGUUACAUACAGGGCCAGCAAUAGAAGAAUUAAGAAAGUUGAUUCUGCACAUUUCGAUUGAGCAAAAAGAACGGUUCAAUAUGAAUGAACCGUUCAGUGAAUGCCCUUUCAUCACAAUGGUCGUAUGUUGGGCUGAACAAUGCAAUGUGUAUCAGUUGGCCUUUUCAUCGACGGUGUUACAUAAGAGGAUCACCAAGUGUUCAAAGGGUAAUGGUUUUACAGCAAUCAGAUCCUAGCAUGUGACACAAAUGUGCCACGUAGCGUUUUCCCAUUACCGCAAAGUCGAAACGCCUUGAAGGGACCCAACAGUGGCCGUCAGUUGUAAUAAAUGUUGUUUUCAGAAGCAGACCUAUUUUCUUAUGGAUCCGGAGUUCUUUCUAUUAUACACGGAGGAAAGCGAGAAGAAGUAAAAGAAAAAAAAGAAGAAGAAGAAACACAAAAAAAACAUCUGCUUUCUCCGUUUAGCGGCAGUGUUUGCUGCUUCCGCGGGUAUCUAAACGGUGAGGGGAGGAAGCGGCUGUUGCGCAUUCCCAAGUGGAAGUUCAUUCUCUGUCAGUGUGUGAUGUGUUGUGAUUUCUCUCAGGCACUGCUGUGGGCAGCCUGUGGGAGAAUCUAUUUUCUAAUACUUGAACAUGAACGACAAUAGAUGUCAGGGCGGUGAUGCAGUACACCGGGCGAUAACCAACGUGUAUUUGACCGCUUUUUCUUCUUUUUCAUUUCAGAAUAAAAAAGUACCUGAACAAAGAAAA
This is a messenger RNA of Gadus morhua (Atlantic cod), 3514 nucleotides long. RefSeq names its product beta-1,3-galactosyltransferase 1. The transcript is spliced from 3 exons. The record is from RefSeq and is a predicted model, not a curated record. Gene Ontology annotation, molecular function: N-acetyl-beta-D-glucosaminide beta-(1,3)-galactosyltransferase activity. Gene Ontology annotation, cellular component: Golgi membrane. NCBI's taxonomy places the organism in Eukaryota, Metazoa, Chordata, Actinopteri, Gadiformes, Gadidae. The coding region runs from base 1360 to 2346 and encodes 328 amino acids. Gene Ontology annotation, biological process: protein O-linked glycosylation.